Molecule: messenger RNA, 711 nt
Organism: Rhipicephalus microplus (southern cattle tick)
Lineage: Eukaryota; Metazoa; Arthropoda; Arachnida; Ixodida; Ixodidae
Source: RefSeq, a predicted model, not a curated record
AUGGAACAGCUGGCAACCAAGCCCAUCGAUGACAUCACCGGUCACAUGGCCGGUGUCACCGCUACAAAACCACUCUGCCGAUGCCGUCAGUUUGGGGCACGACACCGCAAGCCACACCAUGAUCGACCCGCUUCUGACUUUGCAGAAUGCAAUGAUUCAGCCCGCUCAUCGUGUGGCCUUAAUCUACUACUAACAGCAGCUGCUCUUGUUGAUGAAGCCAAAGAGACACACUGCCCAUCAGCUACGAAUCUGCUUCUGACACCAGCUGCUGUUGAUGGCCAUGGAGCCAACAGUGAUGCCACUCAAGCAGGGUUAGGUUCUUCACAAGGUCACACUGCCACUGAUUCAGCACCAUCGGAUUUUCCAGAAGAUGCACCUUCAAGUUCCGAAUGUGACGCACUGCCAGCUUGUUCAACAGCUUGUUCAGCAGGUGUGGAAACCACCCAUGAAUCGAGCUGCCAGCCAUUUCAAGCUUUGACGGUGCCUGUUGAGUCUCAGCAGAACUUUUGUGCUGCCUGUGGAGGAUUUCUGUCUGCUGAGGGCACAGCUGAUGUCACCGGCUCCAGUUCAAGUAGUUGGGAUGCUGAUCAAGCAGUAGUAGCUGCCCUUCACAAAAAAAUAGCUACAUUGAAAGAGUGCUUGAACAACAUGAAGCGGAAAGUUGCUACACUGCAACAACAGAAAAGCAGAGCGAACCGAAGAAACCAUUAA